Torulaspora delbrueckii is the source of this 825-nucleotide messenger RNA. It is a transcript of the gene ECI1, whose product is annotated as dodecenoyl-CoA isomerase. Gene Ontology annotation, biological process: fatty acid beta-oxidation. The transcript has a single exon. Lineage: Eukaryota; Fungi; Ascomycota; Saccharomycetes; Saccharomycetales; Saccharomycetaceae. Gene Ontology annotation, cellular component: peroxisomal matrix. The record is from RefSeq and is a predicted model, not a curated record. The coding region runs from base 1 to 825 and encodes 274 amino acids.
AUGGCAGCUGACAAUAGUACUGACAGGAUCAAGUUUCAUAAGGAUGGGCCUUUUUUCGUGAUAAAACUGGACGAUCCGGGAUCUUUAAAUGCGCUUGGGGGUCCCGAAUACCUUUAUCUGGCCGAACUGCUUGAGAAGGCUGAUCAAGAUCCCGAGAUUUAUUUCACUGUAUUGCAAAGCAGUGGCAGAUUCUUUUCCAGCGGCGCAGAUUUCCAAUCGAUUUUGAAGGCGCAGAAGAAGGACUCGAGUGAACCGGAGCUUAACAAAUGGUUGAGUUAUUUUGUCUCACGUAAUGUCUAUGUGACUGAUAUGUUCUCUAGACAUAGCAAAGCUCUCAUAUGUUGCAUGAAUGGACCUGCUAUUGGUAUGAGUGCUGCGCUAUGCGCGCUAUGUGAUAUCGUAUAUGCCAUGAACGACAAAGUAUACCUUCUGUAUCCCUUUUCGAGCAUUGGACUAGUGACUGAAGGCGGGACCUCUGUCACUUUACCUAUGAAGUUGGGGAGCAGUGUAUCCUUUGAGAGUUUGAUGUUCAGUAAGCCAAUAAAAUACGACAAACUGGAGGGUACCAUCAUUACUAAAAAUUAUGAGAUGAGCAAUACCGAAGAAUUCAACGAGGCCGUUAUGAAAGACUUGAAAUUGAAAGUCAAAGACUUGCAUUGGCCCAGUGUGCUUGGUAUCAAGAAACUGGUGAAGGAAAACUAUGUUAGAGACCUCGAACGGGCUAACUCCGUAGAAGUCAACGAUGCGAUAAAAUACUGGGUCAAGGGAAUCCCACAACGAAGCUUCAAACAGUUGAGCCAAAAACAAAGGAGGCAUAAGCUUUGA